Aspergillus viridinutans is the source of this 1305-nucleotide messenger RNA. RefSeq lists its product as uncharacterized. Gene Ontology annotation, cellular component: cytosol. The coding region runs from base 1 to 1305 and encodes 434 amino acids. Gene Ontology annotation, molecular function: mRNA binding. The record is from RefSeq and is a predicted model, not a curated record. The transcript is spliced from 4 exons. Lineage: Eukaryota; Fungi; Ascomycota; Eurotiomycetes; Eurotiales; Aspergillaceae.
AUGCCUUCACGCGACAGAGGACGAGCUCGAGCUCGAGCAUCGGAUGAAGAGUUCGUUCUAUUUCUCCAGGGUAUCCCAGCCCACUGCCGCUGGCAAGAGCUCAAGGACAUGGUCCGCCAGACGGCCUUGCAUAUCCGACAGGCAGUCGUAUACGACGACCAGCACGGAUUUCCCACUGGUUUGGGGCAAAUUAUUGUGAAGAAUGAAGACGAAGCAUGGCGUACAUACCAUAGACUCUCCACCAACGGAUGGGAUGGACAGAGUCUCGUCGUCACUCUGGCUCGAACGAGCUCACCUACAAGGCCUGUUGCCGGUCCCACAAAGAGCCCUAGCUGUGUGAUUCCCCCGUCAUACGUUGCAGGCUAUUCGACUCCCCCUCGAGUCGCGCAGAACUUGGCCAUUCCUCCUUCACCCAUCUCCCCAGACACCCCUCUUGUCUCAAUGGCUCCAGCCCCGGCCCCAGCUUACCAGGGCCAGGGCCCAGAGUAUGCACAGGUCAUCAACCCGAUGGCCAUGCCCCCUCCUCCUCCUCCUCCUGCCUAUCUCCAGCCCUUUGUCCCCGUCUUCACCGACCAACUACCGAGUAUCCCACACUCGCCAUCCCUGAGCCACUCCUUCUGCGACAAUCUCGCCUUCGCCAUGAUCCCCACAUACCCUAUUCCCCCGCUACACCCUCACCCCGAACAUCCUUUCAUCAACAGCAACACCACCACCACCAACAACAACAACAACAACAACAACACCACCCCCCGACCAAGAACCACCUUCUACCCGCGCAAACCUCCAAGCAGCGAACAGACCCACCCCCAAACCAACCCCCGCUUCACCCCCCGCCGCACCAUCUUCAUCCAGAACCUCAGCCCGACAACCACCCCCCACGACCUGACCCUCUUCCUCCAAGACGCAGGCACCAUCGAGCAGUGCGAGAUGCCCCUGAACCCAGACACAGGCCGCUGCAAGGGCUUCGCGCGCGUCACCCUCCGCUCCGCCGACGAGGCCAAGCGCGCCAUCGCCCUGUACAACACGGCAUUUUUUCUUGGCGCGAAGAUCAGGGUGAAGAUUGAUCGGAGUGGGUAUUUUUCUUCGGGCCAGGGUUAUGCUGAGCGGGAAGGGUACUAUCUCGCGAAUAGACUUAAUCCCCCUGAGAAGACGACGGAUCAGGUUGAUAUGACCCCUACGCCGGGUCCGAGGACGGUGGAUAGGAACAGUGGGCCGGAGAGGGAGAGAGAGACCGAAAGGGAUAGAUGCCAGCCGCUUGUGGUGAAUGGGUCCGGUCUGGGAAGCAAGACGGCGCUGGCGAUUUGA